UUUCGCACUCCCAACAAAUUUUGGUGUUCGAAGAAAUGACUCUAAGCAUGAAAGCAGUGCUAGUCAUGGGGCUUGCCAUCUUGAGCCUUUUCUCAGUGGCUUCUGCUAUUUCUGGAACUGCCACCUUUUACACUGUCUAUGUUCCCUCGGCAUGUUAUGGAUUUCAAGAUCAAGGGACUAUGAUCGCAGCAGCAAGCGACCCAAUCUAUAACAAUGGAGCUGCAUGUGGAAGAAUGUACAGAGUGAGGUGCACGGGUGGCACCAACAGUGUGCCUAAUCCUUGCAAGGCCGGAACGGUCACCGUCAAGGUUGUCGACCGCUGCCCCUCGCCGGGAUGCCGAGCAACCUUGGACCUCUCUCGGGAAGCUUUCUCUCGUAUUGCUAACCCUGACGCUGGAAAAGUCAACAUUGACUAUGUCCCGGUCUGAUGCUUCUGGAAGAGAAUAAUCAAGAAAAAUAAUGAUAUAUAAGAAUAAUCAAUAACACGUACGUUAUAUAGAUGUACGUACUUCGUUUCUGUCCUUACGUUUCAGUAAAAGUAUGGUAAUUGUUAUUUCUGUUUGGUCAGGCUUCUAGCUAUAUAUGUGUAUGAAAAAGGAGAAGUAAUAAAACCCAUUUCUAUAAUCUCAAUGUCUCUAAAAGGGAUUAAUUA
Neltuma alba is the source of this 652-nucleotide messenger RNA. Its product is annotated as EG45-like domain containing protein. Gene Ontology annotation, biological process: systemic acquired resistance. The transcript has 3 exons. Bases 36 to 428 code for a protein of 130 amino acids. The record is from RefSeq and is a predicted model, not a curated record. NCBI's taxonomy places the organism in Eukaryota, Viridiplantae, Streptophyta, Magnoliopsida, Fabales, Fabaceae. Gene Ontology annotation, cellular component: cell wall; apoplast.